AUGACUAUGGACUCUUCGGUAAUAAUAAAUUUUACAACACACUUAGUCAAAAGUCAUGAUGCAAUUAUUUUUGAUUGCAACGCUAAAGAGCUUCAGAGCAUUGCUGGUGCGUUGAUGGCACAAAAUCAAUUUGUGUACCCAGUACAACUGAAUAGCUCGUUUAAUUUACGAUUCAUUUUGACAAGACACAACUAUGCUCACUCUUCAAUAGUAAUAAACACGAGCUGUAAAGAAUCGAGCAUUCUACUUGAAAAAGCUACAAGAGAUCGGUAUUUCAAUAAGACAUAUCAGUGGUUGGUAUGGGGCGUAAAUCAGAGAAUAGAUAAUUUAUUUCCCCCUGAAAUAAAUUACAUUGGCCCCAACGCCCAAGUUACUUUUGUAAACGAGAGUAACGGUGUAUAUAUGUUGUGGGACAUACAUUCAAAAGGACGUCAUCUUAAAUCUAAAUUGGAGAUUCGUUUGAUUGCAAAAAUUGAUAGGAACAGCGAGCAGUUGCAGCAAAUUCGAAAUAUUUUUGAGCUGCAAAGCAUAAGGAAUCGAGACCAAUUUAAUGGAUUGACUUUACGAGGAGCUAGUGUUAUUGAUCAAGAAAAUAUAACGACGAACGAGCAAAUAACUGCCAUACUUUCUAGACCAUCAAAAGAUUCGGGCGUGGCCGCGUUUAUUAAAUAUCACUACGAAUUGUUAGGUCUAUUGCAGGAACGUUUUAACUUCAGUGUUCGUUUUCGUAACUCAAGAGGAUGGGCUGGAAGAUUGGGAAACACGACCUUUCGUUUGGGACUUUUGGGAAUAAUCAUGCGAAAUGAAGCUGAUGUUGCUGCAUCCGGGUCUUUUAAUCGCAUCAAUCGGUUCGCUGAAUUUGACACGAUACAUCAAAGUUGGAAAUUCGAAACCGCAUUUUUAUACCGCUUUACUCCUGAUUUAAAUACUGAUGGUAAAAGUGGAAAUUUCUUAGCACCUUUUAGAAAAGAGGUGUGGUAUAUUGGACUGGGAACGCUAAUUGUUGUGGUCAUCAUGUGGUUUCUUAUAAAGGUUAUUAAAAGUAGAAGCCUUAAAAUGGACUCGCAAAAUUUGUUCUUCGAAAAUGAAAAUGAGCCGAGCGUUUCAAAAUACAUAUCACCACAUAAUUAUUCAGAACUAAUACUCCAGACACUUGGGGCCGUUUGUCAACAAGGAAUGGAUCCGAUGUAUAAUAAUUUGCCAUCGCGAUGCAUUGUAUUAACCAUAUUUUUAUUUUCUUUGGUCAUGUAUAACUAUUACACUUCGUCUGUAGUUGGAGGAUUGCUUAGUUCGUCCGGACAAGGUCCCGCCUCAGUCGAUGAAAUUACUCUUAGUACACUAAAGAUUUCGUUUGAAGAUAUAGGUUACUAUAAAGUUUUAUUUCGUGAGAGUAAAAAUCCCAUAGUAACUCGGUUAAUAAGCAGGAAGUUAUCUGCAUCGAGAGGUCCUCAAGAGGUACCAAUUUAUAGUCACAUAGAUGAAGCAGUACCUUAUCUGAAAAAGGGUGGUUUCGCUUUUCACUGCGAGGUUGUGGACGCAUAUCCCAAAAUCGCUAACCUGUUUGAUGCAAAUGAAAUUUGUGAUUUACGCCAAGUAUCGGGCCUAAUGGAAGUGGAAAUCAUGAACUGGAUUGUUCAUAAAAAUAGUCAAUAUACAGAAAUUUUCAAAAUUGCAAUGUGUACAGCUCGAGAAGCUGGCCUGGUUCAGAGAAUCCUGCGACAAAGACAAAUUAAAAAGCCCGUUUGCCAGUCCUUAUACACUGUCUAUCCUGUUAGCUUGUCAGGAGUUAUGAGUGCGUUCGUAAUUUUAAUUGGUAAUUUUCUAGAAUAG
Scaptodrosophila lebanonensis is the source of this 1830-nucleotide messenger RNA. It is a transcript of the gene Ir31a, whose product is annotated as ionotropic receptor 75a. Gene Ontology annotation, cellular component: membrane. Lineage: Eukaryota; Metazoa; Arthropoda; Insecta; Diptera; Drosophilidae. Bases 1 to 1830 code for a protein of 609 amino acids. Gene Ontology annotation, molecular function: ligand-gated monoatomic ion channel activity. The transcript is spliced from 5 exons. The record is from RefSeq and is a predicted model, not a curated record.